Molecule: messenger RNA, 2543 nt
Organism: Microtus ochrogaster (prairie vole)
Lineage: Eukaryota; Metazoa; Chordata; Mammalia; Rodentia; Cricetidae
Gene: Cflar
Product: CASP8 and FADD like apoptosis regulator
Exons: 10
Biological process (GO): regulation of apoptotic process; proteolysis
Molecular function (GO): cysteine-type endopeptidase activity; protein binding
Source: RefSeq, a predicted model, not a curated record
CAAGGCCCAAUCCGGGCUGGAGGUCAGGGGAGCCGCACCCGCCACGUCGGCUCGCUGGCUUUCGGUUUCCGUGUGUCUCCAUCUUGUCUACGCAGAUCCGCAAGAUCAGACGUCCGCAGAGUGAAGUUCGCGGCGACCUGAACCACCCCAGCCGCCACUUCAGGCAGACUGAGACCCAGUAAGGAAGGGAGGGCCUGAACUUCAGCUCUGAGGCGACGGGAUCCGGCAGGAUUAAAAGUGUCCUCUCACCGCAGCGUGCCUCUGCGAGAGCCGGGAAAGAAAUGAAGAAAGGCCUCCAAAAUGAAGUUGCUGACUCGCGGUGCGCGGAGCCCUGCUAAGUGGUUAGACGCUGGAUGAGACCCUGGCUGCUGCUUUCUGGAACAUGGCCCUGUACCCCGUGUCUGCUGAGGUCAUCCACCAGGUGGAAGAGUCCCUGGACGACGAGGAGAAGGAAACGAUGCUUUUCUUAUGUAGAGAUGUGGCUGAGAACCUGGCUCCACCUAAUGUCAGGGAGCUUCUGGGCACCUUAAGUGAGAGAGGCCAGCUCUCCUUGGCUACCUUGGCUGAACUGCUCUACAGAGUGAGGCGCUUCGACUUGCUUAAGAAGAUAUUGAAGACAGACAAAGCGGCCGUGGAGGCCCACCUCCGCAGAAACCCUCACCUUGUUUCUGAUUAUAGGGUGCUGAUGAUGGAGAUUGGCGAGAAUCUGGAUAAAUCCGACGUGUCCUCGUUAAUUUUCCUUAUGAGAGAUUACACAGGCCGAGGCAAGGGAUCCAAGGACAAGAGUUUCUUGGACCUGGUGAUUGAACUGGAGAAACUGAAUCUUGUUGCUGCAGAUCAACUGAACUUACUAGAAAAAAGCCUGAAGAGCAUCCACAGGAUAGAUCUGAAGACCAAAAUCCAGAAGUACGCGCAGUCGGGUGAGCAUCCUCCCUGUCCCAACAUGCUCUGCGCCUCAUCUCGCUUUAUGCGUGCUGUGUCUGGCACGCGACUUGAUCUCUCGUUUAGUAGCAGUGAGCUUCCGAAAAAAAAAAAAAAACUAACAGUGUGACCUUCUUUUUUGUAUUUCAAGCUCCAGAAUGGGCGAAGUAAGGAACAAAGAUUUGCGGAACACCUUCACGUUCAAAGAAAACCAGUGAAGACAUCCAUUCAGGAAUCGGGAGCUUUUUUACCUCGGCAUAUACACGAAGAGAGUUACAGGAUGCAGAGCAAGCCCCUGGGUAUCUGCUUGAUCAUCGAUUGCAUCGGCAACGACAUAGAAUAUCUUCGCAGGACCUUCACAUCCCUGGGCUAUCACGUCCAUCCUUUCUUGUUUCCCAGCGCGGAAGAGAUAAUUAAGAUUCUCCACCGGUUUGCCGGUCUGCCCCAACACAGAGACUAUGACAGCUUCGCGUGCGUUCUAGUGAGCCGGGGAGUCUCCCAAAGGAUGAUGGGUGUGGAUCAGGCUCCCACGGGGUUCUCCUUGGAUCAUGUCAAGAGCAUAUUCAUGGGGGACGCGUGCUCUCCUCUAAGAGGGAAGCCAAAGCUCUUCUUUAUUCAGAGCUACGAGGUGUUAAGUAGCCAGUUGGAAGACAGCAGCCUAGAGGUAGAUGGGCCGGCAGUAAGAAGCUUAGACUCUAAGACCCUGAGUCCUGGCCCCUGCAUGGUCCACCGCGAAGCUGACAUCUUCUGGAGCCUGUGCACGGCGGACGUCUCCCAGGUAGAGCAGCCCACCAGCUCAUCCUCCGUGUACCUGCAGAACCUCUCCCGGCAGCUGGAACAAGAAAGGAAACGCCCACUCGUGGACCUCCACGUCGAGCUCAUGGACAAAGUUUAUGCCUGGAACAGCAGAGUUUCUUCUAAGGAGAAAUACUAUCUGAGCCUGCAGCACACCCUGCGAAAGAAGCUCGUCUUAUCUACGUGAAAACCGGAAGCCCUCCAGGUUCUUGGAGCAUAGGCCAGGGUGCCUUAGAGCUGGCAAACCUUCUGGUCGCUUGGGUGCAGGCCUUGAAGGUCAUACUGGCUCUGGUUUUGGAGCAAGCCCUGCUUUCUGAUUCUCUUGUGAACAGGCAUCAGCUGUAGCCCAGCUGCCAUGAACCACACCACUUCAGCCGCCAUGCGUCCCCACUGGGAUGGCAAAGUGAGCCUCUCCUCCUUAAGUUCCUGGACCAGAUGUUUUAGUACAAUGUGGAGAAUGGUAAGAUAUAAUCCCAUUGCUUCUUGGGGUUAUCUACCAAGAUGUACUAUGUUAUUCUAAGAGUUAUAGUCUGUGGUUCAAGAUUUGAACUAUGACACUUGAGGAGUGUACCUUAAGGAGGAGACUGGCCUGGGUUCAUCACCUAUUUGGGAAAAUUGUUUCUGUGUCAAGGGUCAUUAAAUUAUUAGCUUAUUAAGUUAUUAGAAGUAUCCAUUGCCUCAUGAACUUCUUCGCAUUAUUGCUCUUGAAUGUGAAUAUUGGAUUUGAAUUUUUGUGAGCUAGCUUUACGUAGUUUUGGGGGGUUUUGUUUUGUUUUUUGGUUUUGUUUGUUUGUUUGUUUGUUUUUUUGAGACAGGGUUUCUCCGGU